AUGGGUCCUUUCCCUCCAUCUUUUAGCUAUGUGUAUAUCUUGUUAGCAGUUGAUUAUAUGUCAAAAUGGGUGGAAGCAAUUGCUGCAACAACAAAUGAUGCAAAGAACAUCCUUGAGAAGACGGUCAACUCCAAUAGAAAGGAUUGGGCAAAGAAGUUUGAUGAUGCUUUGUGGGCAUACCACAUUGCUUUUAAAACACCUAUUAGGAUGUCCCCUUACCGAUUAGUGUUUGGAAAAGUGUGUCAUCUCCCUGUUGAGUUGGAGCAUAAAGCCUAUUGGGUUGUAAAGAAACUUAAUUUUGAUUUGAAGGCAGUAGAGGAAAAGCGACUUCUUCAAUUGAAUGAGAUGGAUGAGUUCCGAAAUGAUGCAUAUGAAAAUGCAAAAAUCUACAAAGAACAGAUGAAGAAGUGGCCUGACAAACAGAUUCUUAGGCAUGAGUUUGCUCUAGGACAGCAGGUUUUACUCUUCAACUCAAGGUUAAAACUCUUCCUGGCAAGUUAA
Molecule: messenger RNA, 501 nt
Organism: Malania oleifera
Lineage: Eukaryota; Viridiplantae; Streptophyta; Magnoliopsida; Santalales; Ximeniaceae
Exons: 2
Coding region: 1-501 (166 amino acids)
Molecular function (GO): nucleic acid binding
Source: RefSeq, a predicted model, not a curated record